UUCUUUUUUCAUUUACGCUGUCAUGUGGACAACGUCAGAAAUUGUGUGAUGAAAUUCUCGUGAAAUAUCCCUUUGUAUUUUGGUAUGUGUUUACGGCACAGAUGUAGAAUGAGGAGAGAGUCGACGUAACAUCUGUUCGACUCCCACUCCAUUACGUGAACACACCCUUGGAUUCUGUUCGUAAAUGGGAUUGUUAGUAAAUCACAAUGUGUUGCAUCUUCACUUGUUGCGGAUGGGUGAUCGAUCUUGUUCAAAGAUUAUGGACGUUCACGAUGUCGUGCUGCAUCAGCUCGGCAGUGUGCUGCUCUUUUGUGACAGCCUCUAUGUCGGGGAUAGCACUUGGAUAUAAUUACUCUCUAGCCGAGUAUAUUGAUUUGAAAGAGACCAACGUGUCCGUGUACAUAAAGCGUGGUGUGUUCGACGACGAGAUCGCUGACGAUAUGGACUGGCGACGUAGUGGACAUCUGCCUAUCGCUGGACACAUCGGAGAAAAAAACCUUAUGACGGCGGCGCCGGCGGAAGACGAUGCAGCUGCGUUACGAUCCGGUCGGAGAUUAGAUGACUCCAUGUUCGAAUCAGACGAUCAGAAUAAAUUCGAAGGCUCCCUCAUGAAGCUCACAGCUAAAGUGCCCUACGCUACUACAACGACGAAGGAAGUCACAAGCGAUCAGGAGAUGUCUGAUAUAAUUUCGAAAUACCCACUUGGCUCUAUCGAUCAACUGAAAGCAAUCCAGAGCCUCAUUAACAUGAGAAAGUCGGGGGAUGCACGUGACACCACUGCCAAGGAUGUGCCCAAGUCUUCCACCUACGGAUUCGACGAACGGUAUCUACCACACUUUCCUGCCUUCCCAGACCCAAUGGCAGGUGGGAGGCGUAGAAUGCCCGAGAAUGUCAUAGUAGGUCCUCCAUCGACUCCGAAUUCAGCGCGAUACGCCGUACCAGACAACUCCAUAAAUGAACCAGCUAAAUGGUUUUAUCCCAAACUGCCUCCCGAGGAUAUGAACAAGGCCAUGUAUGGAGAUUACGACAAGAGUUACACCUACCCGCCUCCGGUGACUCCAAGAGCUGGACCAUUGAGACCGCCUAAACCAACGCCGACAGUGUUCAGAGCCAGGCCAACACAAACCACAAAGAAGGUGGAGACGACUCGGAGGCAAAUAGAUGUGGCCGUGCCGAAAUCUAUCGAUCGAGACCUUGAUGCGUUUAAAGAGAGGCUAACUUUGGACAAAUAUGAAGGUCCCGGAGUGAAAGAUGAAGAUCUAAGAAUGCCGAAACAACGUCCAGUUAAAACAGAUGAAGAUUACGACGAAGAUAUCAAAGGUCUUCCAGUAAGAAGACGACGUCAUGUCAGUGUACAAAAUAUUCAUAAAGAUAAAACAAUGGCAGCAAUAAAGGAAGAGGGUUUGAAUCAAAAAGAAACUACGCAACAAAGACAGAAAGAUUUUAAAAAUACUUUGAUAAACAAAUUUCUUAUAAUAUCAAGUAAAGUAGCACAAAUGUCGAUAGAUGUAACAACAUCAAAAAAUAUUUUAAAUUCAAGACAAGAACCUUAUGCUGAUCAAAAUAUAAUUUUAAAUGACAUCAAGUUACGGACAUUACUGUCGCCAAAAAAUCGUAUCUUGAAUUUAUUGCAAGUAACAAUAGCGUAAAGUGAAUGUCUGAGUGUGGUCUAUUUGUGAUAUUCUUCUGUCUUGUUUAUUUGUAGUGAUUUGUUGAAUAAAACUUAAUUUUAAGUGCA
This is a messenger RNA of Manduca sexta (tobacco hornworm), 1738 nucleotides long. RefSeq lists its product as uncharacterized. The transcript has 8 exons. The record is from RefSeq and is a predicted model, not a curated record. Lineage: Eukaryota; Metazoa; Arthropoda; Insecta; Lepidoptera; Sphingidae. The coding region runs from base 207 to 1649 and encodes 480 amino acids.